This is a messenger RNA of Otolemur garnettii (small-eared galago), 477 nucleotides long. RefSeq names its product regenerating family member 4 (gene REG4). The record is from RefSeq and is a predicted model, not a curated record. The transcript has 6 exons. NCBI's taxonomy places the organism in Eukaryota, Metazoa, Chordata, Mammalia, Primates, Galagidae.
AUGGCUUCCAAAAGCACGCGGCUGCUCCUGCUACUCGGCUAUGUGGCCAGCCCUGAAGUCCUGGGUGAUAUCAUCAUGAGACCCAGGCGUGCCAAUGGAUGGUUUUACCACAGGUCCAAUAACUAUGGAAACUUCCGGAAGCUGAGGAACUGGCCUCUGGCAGAACUGGAGUGUCAGUCCUAUGAAAAUGGAUCCUACCUGGCAUCUGUCCUGAAUUUAAAGGGAGUGAGCAUCAUAGCAGAGUGCUUAAGUGGCUAUUAAAGAAACCAGCCUGUAGGGAUUGGCUUGUGUGACCCACAGAAGAGGCAGCCGUGGCAGUGGAUCAACAGAGCCGCCUAUCUGGACAGAGCCUGGGCGGGCAAGCUGGACUGUGGGGGCAAGCACCGUACAGAGCUGAGCUCCAGCAACAACUUUUUAACCUGGAAUGACCGCGAAUGCAGCCGGCGCCAGCACUUCCUGUGGAGACAUAGGCCAUAG